CUUAAUUACUUGCAGCUGUCCCCCAACUUAAUCUGGAUCCUCUCAUUUGUUGGCAUUGGGCGAUCCCGGCUUGGACUGACGUUUGCUGCAGAGUGCCUGGGUGUGGAUAGCACAUUCUCGACGGUUACCGGUAGUUACCGGUACCAACGUCGCAUUCCUCAACAUUUGCAUUCGGAAGGCUUCCAGACUGGACUUGCCGUGAUCAUUAAAGGAAAUUACAUGCCCGUGUCAACUUGCAUACAGACUGUUGAACAUACACUGCUGCUGGCUUUUUUUCUUAAUCGUGGAUAUAACAAGGUAGCAGCUUGAGGGGAGCGCACGGCGAGGGAGUUCCGAUGAGUUCCUCUUCGGGCCCUCCGGCCCAGCCCUAUGCCACAAAUUACACCUACAUAUACGAAUACUCAAGAGGCUUGAAUGGCGUCGACGUGCCACUGGACAACCUCAUCACACAGACAAUAUGUGCCUCAUUAGGGCUCGUCGCAGUCACGGUCUUCCUAAGUCGGGUACUGGAAAUCUGCAAUGCUUACAUCCGUCACAUCAGCUGCCUUUCGGCGUCUCGAAGGCAGCAACACUUCUGGAGUUUGGAAGGAUACAGCGUCUGGCCGAAGAUCAAGAAACACAUUAUCCACUCGCCCUUGUUUAGGAAGAGGCAUCAUCGCGAGUUCCAGCUGUCAUCGGCGAUAAACAUGGGAGUGCUACCCUCUCGACUCCACGCAAUCCUUCUUGUUCUCUACCUUGCCAGUCAAGUGGCCUAUUGCUCAAUUCUCGAUUAUGCUGUAAAUGAGAAGGCUGCACUGGUUGCAGAGCUGCGUGGCCGAGCAGGAACGCUGGCAGUCCUGAACAUGAUUCCUCUUUUCCUGUUCGCCGGACGCAACAACCUUCUCAUCUGGCUUCUCGGAGUCAGCUUCGAUACAUACAACUUAUUCCAUCGGUGGCUGGGACGAAUAGUUGUGCUAGAAGCAGUUGUACAUACAAUAGCAUGGUUUGUCAAUGCCUCUGCGGAGCAAAGCUUUGCAGCCGCCAUAGACCGCAUUCGCAACACCCCAUUUUUUACCUACGGCGCCCUCGCCACUGUUGCCAUGAUUUUCCUCAUCAUUCACUCUCCAUCUCCUAUUCGUCACGCCUUUUACGAAACUUUUCUGCAUUUGCAUCAGCUCGCCGCCGUGCUUGCCCUUGUUGGCGUUUACUUCCACCUGCGUCUGGACGCUCUCCCACAGUCCCCUUGGAUCUAUUUGAUCUUAGGCAUUUGGAUAUUCGAGAGGACUAUGCGAUGGAUACUCCGGUUUCAUUUAAAUGUCAGCCUUCGAAACGGCACUACCGUUGUCGUUGUCAAAGCCCUUCCUGGCGAAGCAUGUCGCGUAACAUUCCAUCUCCCUCGACGAGUACAUGUGAAACCUGGUAGCCAUGUUUAUGCCUUCAUCCCGACCGUCGCGUGGUGGAUGUCGCAUCCCUUUUCUGUGGCCUGGGUUGACCCCAGCUCCUGUGUGACACCACCCUCACACCCGAUUGCGGCGCUCAAAGGCACCGUCGACCCUUAUGAAAUCUUUGCAUACACCCCGUCCUGUCUCGAAAAGCAAGACCCCUUCCUCCACAACGUCUCACAUAUCUCUUCAUCGAAUAUCCCCACGCCCACUAAACCACAAAAAACCUCUAUCUCCCUUGUCAUGGCAGCCAGGUCCGGUAUGACGCGCAAACUCUACGCCAAAGCUUGGGCCUGUCCCAACCAUACCCUCCGCACAUUCGGCUUCGUCGAGGGCCCUUACAACUCCGGCAACUGCGCAAUGGGCAGCUACGGCACCGCAAUCCUCUUCUCCGGCGGCGCUGGCAUCACCCAUCACCUACUACACGUCCGCGACCUGCUCGUCCGCGCCGAUGAUGGCUGCGUAGCGACCCAGCGCAUAUAUCUCAUCUGGUCUGUACGAUCAAUAGAAGCCCUGAACUGGAUUCGCGAAUGGAUGGAUCAGAUCCUGCAACUGCCCAAUCGCCGACAAAUCCUAACAAUCAAGCUCUUCGUCAGCAAGCCGAAAAUGCAAAUCAAAAGCCCCAGUGAAAACGUCCAAAUGUUCGCUGGGCGUUGUAACCCAAGCGUCGUGCUCGACGAGGCACUACCGAAGCGCAUCGGCGCGACGGUGGUAUCUGUAUGCGGCCCUGGAGCAUUCGCAGAUGAGGUGCGAGUAGCUACAAGGGACAAUAUUGAUAAAGGCAUGAGUGUGGAUUUUGUAGAAGAGGCUUUUAGUUGGUGAUUUCAUUCACGGAUGAAAGAUACGAUCGUCUUCGUUUCUUCUUCUUUUUUUUCCUGCCCUGCUCUUUGAUCUAGCGUUUCAAUGCGGACAGCACUGCAUAAUGAGCUGCUCUAAUUUUCUUUAGAGUGGAUCGACCAAUUAGAACUUAGAUAUCAAUUGAUAAAUGUAUAGAUUAUCAAGCAUCCCUUGUAGAAAUCGAU
Messenger RNA from Talaromyces proteolyticus, 2443 nucleotides. Its product is annotated as metalloreductase. Bases 336 to 2243 code for a protein of 635 amino acids. Gene Ontology annotation, molecular function: ferric-chelate reductase activity. Gene Ontology annotation, biological process: iron ion transport; copper ion import; intracellular iron ion homeostasis. Gene Ontology annotation, cellular component: plasma membrane. The record is from RefSeq and is a predicted model, not a curated record. NCBI's taxonomy places the organism in Eukaryota, Fungi, Ascomycota, Eurotiomycetes, Eurotiales, Trichocomaceae. The transcript has 2 exons.